AUGUUUGGAAACAACUGGCAGACUCAAGAGGACUAUCAGAACUCUCAACCUCCCGUGGAAUCAGUGUGCCUUUUGGGCUGCGAGUCGUGGCCCGAUCUCAGUCCCACCUCAGAUCGCUACGCACUGCGAAUCUUCACGCCUUUACUGAAACAAGCACUUCCACUCUCAAGCGCACUUCGAGCUGACAGCAGUACGGUGGAUGGCGGAGGCAUGGGAGACGGUGAUUCGAUGUCUCUGACUACGCGUCUGAAACGUCGCGCCUCACUUCUCUCCCUCACUUCGCUUGGUGGUCUUAAUGCGGUGUGUGGACGUGCAGUGUCACGAGCUAGUGGGCUUCUCAAUGAACUCAUUCUCCGUCUGCCCGAUGAGGCACACUACGUGGAGUGGGCUGCAGCUGUUCGUCUUGCUGGCAGUCUGUCUAUCGGUUGUUCCGGCGCCGCCACACCUGAGACUGUGCGUCGACUGUAUGAGGCGGAGAAGCGCGCCACCACAAGUCUGCUACAAUUACUGACUCCACUACCAAUGAAGAUUACCUCAUUAAGGACGGAUGGCAAAAAUGCGGUCGGGGCAACAGAAAGGCUCUGGCUACUACAAAACAUCUCAGUCAUUUUGCCAUAUCGACUAGCCGGAGAGCAGGCUGAAGGAGGAGGAGGAGGAGGUGGUGGUGGUGGUGGUGGCACGGCACAGGCCAAAUCAUCAGAAAUAAAUGCUGCAACUACUGGUGCUCUGCCGCCUGCGAAAGAAGAGGUUAGCAUAAAACUCUAUUCACUUCAUAAAAUUUCAUUUAAUUUGUCUGAAAAAAGAGGGCUAAGGAGACUUACGACACCUUGUUCAUCAAGGCAUAAAACUUCAGGAGAGAAGUUUUAUUCAUCUGCUAAGUCAUUUGUGAUCAUCGCCAAAGUGCUGCCUUCCGCCAAGGCCACGUCUCGUUGGCCUCAAGAGCACUCAUUUAUGUGCGGAGAUUCCUAA
Molecule: messenger RNA, 969 nt
Organism: Hydatigera taeniaeformis
Lineage: Eukaryota; Metazoa; Platyhelminthes; Cestoda; Cyclophyllidea; Taeniidae
Source: the annotation of a GenBank genome assembly